Molecule: messenger RNA, 510 nt
Organism: Anneissia japonica
Lineage: Eukaryota; Metazoa; Echinodermata; Crinoidea; Comatulida; Comatulidae
Exons: 1
Coding region: 1-510 (169 amino acids)
Source: RefSeq, a predicted model, not a curated record
AUGAUCAAUGUAUCCGAAAAGGAUGUAUCUACACAACAAACUAAUGUACUAACUAAAGGUCUGAAUUUCGCGGUUGCACCACGAAACUUACCCUUUAAAGAAAUAAUUACUAAUACUGAAUUUGCAUGUUCACAACUCGUGGAUAAAGAAAAAGCCCAAGAACUAAGAAGCGAUGUAGUUCGUAUACUUAAAAGAGCCAAAGCCCCAAUAAGCAACAUCUCAAAAGACGAAAGGAUAGCUUUAGCCAACCUUAAAAGAAAUAACGACAUUAUAUUACCUGAAGACAAAGGCCGAGCUACAGUAGUUAUGGAUAAAGAAAAAUAUGAAAAGAAAAUUAAUGCAUUAUUACAAGACAAAGCAACAUACAAGAAGCUAACAAAGGACCCGACCAGUAAGUACAAAAAUAAACUUAUUAACAUGUCAAGAAAAUGGAAUGGACAGAAAACCAGUGGCGGCUCUUGUCCGACAGGGGGUCUUGAGCUCGUGGCUCGAGCUAGGAGAAGGAAUUAA